AUGCAAUCGGGAUUUCGUGAUCAGAUGAUUCCUUUUCUUCCUCAGUUAAAAGGCGAAACACCCAGAAGCAACUCUGCAAGAAAUGUCUUCUUAGUAACUAGUGCAUGGUAUCGUUCUUUUAUUUCAUGGAUCGAAGAUGAGUCAAAUACAUCACCAGGCGAGGUAAAUAACACCGAAUUGCAAGCAAAACUGCAAAACAAAGAGCCUGUUGAGGAGCAUGUCGAUUUCGAAAUACUAGAUAAAAACAUUGCCGAAACUGUAUUUAACCACUUCCAUGGUGGACCACAAAUACUUAGACCAUUACUUGCCGAUCCAAAAACUCAAGCCCCUACCAUUAUCAUUUAUCCGAUCAAACUUAUAUUUAUAUAUGAAAAAGAAAAUUUGACAUCAACUGUUCAUCCGAACUGGACAUUAGAAGAAAUCAAGAAGAGGGUUGGUCAACGUAGAAAGUUUGACCCGUCCACUGCUACAUUCUUAUCGGAUUCGACUAAUGUUGUCAUUCCAGAUGACACCACAGCCCAGAAGAUAAUUGAGCUGUUUGGAGCUAAAAUACAAGUAUCAUUACCAGGCUCAAUGAAAAUGAAUCCAGCCAAUCACGGCAAAACUGCAUCAAUCGCAUCUGUAGGAUCUAUCCCUGGCAACAUGAGAAUGUCAAUUAUUUCAGAAGGAAGUAUCUUUACUGCUUUCUUACAAUGCUUAGCUAGAAUACCUGCUUUUAGAAAAGCUGUUUCUUCUUAUCCGGUUCCAGAACAGCCAAAUGAGAAUAAUGACACACCAGCAAUUGCUUUUGUUAGAUACUUUACUGAAAUAAUGAAGCAGCCAACUGCUCAUCUUAAUUCUGAAACUUCCGAAGUUUCUGUUGCUUAUAACACAGCAAUUUAUAUGAAAACAGAUGAACUUAACGCAAUAAGACAUUUCGAAUUAGCAUCAUUACUUCAUGUAAUGCUUAAGGAGAACAUCGUAGGAGAAGAUUUAUUCAAAUUUAAGGAAAGCCACUGUGAAAUGUGCCCAAAGUGCAAGUAUUGCAAUGAAUACGAAUCAGAAUGUUCAUCAAUUACAGUAGAAUUAGUUAAAAAGCUAUUUAGAAAAGCCAAACUCGAAGAUUGCCUUGAUGACUAUUAUGCAGCCAAGAAGGGAGAUAAAAAUAACAGAUGGGAGUGUCCACAAUGCAAGAAGAAAGUAUUAGUUAGAGAACAAACGAAAGCAAUAAAUCUUCCUACAAUCUUAGUGAUUUAUGUUCACCGUUUCGUUAAGGAAUCAUCGCACGACUAUAACUACUUAGAGAAUGAACUUAUUUAUGGACAAACACUAAACCUUUCCCAAUUCACCGGAAAUUCGUCAGAUAAGUAUAAAUUAGUCGGCUCUCUUGCUCACGUUGGUCAUACAUUUACACAGCGCUAUAAAGCAUUUAUUCAAGAAGAAGAUGGAAAGAAAUGGACAAUGUUCAAUGAUAACAGAUCUCGACCUGCUCCAUCGGGAUCUGUGUUUGAAGAGCCUCUGGCUAUGAUAUAUCUUAGGGAGUAA
Molecule: messenger RNA, 1524 nt
Organism: Trichomonas vaginalis G3
Lineage: Eukaryota; Parabasalia; Trichomonadida; Trichomonadidae
Product: ubiquitinyl hydrolase protein
Exons: 1
Coding region: 1-1524 (507 amino acids)
Biological process (GO): protein deubiquitination
Molecular function (GO): cysteine-type deubiquitinase activity
Source: RefSeq, a predicted model, not a curated record